Molecule: messenger RNA, 543 nt
Organism: Acipenser ruthenus (sterlet)
Lineage: Eukaryota; Metazoa; Chordata; Actinopteri; Acipenseriformes; Acipenseridae
Product: histone H2B-like
Exons: 3
Coding region: 16-420 (134 amino acids)
Cellular component (GO): nucleosome
Molecular function (GO): DNA binding; protein heterodimerization activity; structural constituent of chromatin
Source: RefSeq, a predicted model, not a curated record
CAAUUAAAGCAGCUGAUGGAAUUAUACACUGGUAUAAAAAUCACCAGGGAGGAGGCUCUGUUAGAGGUUACUCAGUCAUUGCUUUUUGGGGAAGGGAAAGAACAGUGUGAGUCAGGGGAAAAAGUCAAAAUGAAGUCUGUUGUUCAUGAGGAGAAAAGGCCCACCAAACCAUCCUGUCACCUGAAAGGAAAGAAGAAAGCAAACUACUCCACCUACAUCUACAGAGUGUUAAAACAAGUUAACCUGUACACUGGAAUCUUGUGCAAGUUGAUGGUCAUUGUGGACUGCGCUGAGGGUGACCUGCUCCAGCGUGUGGCUUCAGAGGCCUCCAGGUUAUCCCUUUCCAACAAAAGACGCACCCUCACCGGCAGAGAGAUCCAGUCCGCAGCUCAGCUGCUCCACGCUGAGGAACUCUGGUAGUAGGGUGUGUCGGAGAGGAUGAAAUCUGUUGCAGAGUACACCAGCUCAAACUGAGGGCUUGUUUCUUUACAUGUUUUUUAAAUGUGGGAUAUUUUAAUUAACUAAUUAAAAUGAUUUAUUUUA